CGCGGUGAGUGGAAGCGUCCGGCCGCGCGGUGCAUUGUGGGCGGGAUUGAGGAAGUAAAAUGGCGGACCUGGCGAACGAAGAAAAACCUGCCAUUGCUCCACCUGUCUUUGUAUUUCAGAAGGAUAAAGCACAGAAGAGAUCAGCAGAUGGGUCAAGUCCAGAAGAUGGAGAUGAAUCUGAUCGAGAGGACGGGAGCUACUGUCCACCUGUAAAGCGGGAGAGAACAUCAUCCUUAACUCAGUUCCCUCCUUCUCAGUCAGUAACAAAGAACAACGUUUUUAUGCCAUCAAGCUUCUGUGAACCGUCUACAGGCAAUUCUGACUCGGAACCAGAGGAAAAGAGCAGUGGAUUCCGGCUGAAGCCACCAAUCCUUAUCCAUGGGCAGGCCCCCAGUGCAGGUCUCCCCAGCCAGAAACCGAAGGAGCAGCAGCGCAGUGUGCUACGUCCAGCAGUAUUACAGGCACCACAGCCAAAAGCUUUCUCGCAGAUGGUUCUCAGCAGUGGCACCAAUGGUGUGAAUAUCCCACCAGAUUCCGCAGCCACAUCAGAAUCACUUAGUAAUGCCACGCUGAAGAGUUCUGACUCUGAAGACAAGGCAGGAGAAUGUCAGAAAAAAGAAUCUAACAACACUUCAGAUGAUGACAGCUGUGAGAAGGCAGAACUAAAUGCACAGCAAGCGUUUGUAUUUGGGCAAAACUUAAGAGAUAGAGUUAAGCUGGGGGAUGAAAGUGAUGAAGCUGCCGACGUGCCCAACGCCGGCCUUCCUACGACAGACACACCUUCUGCAACAAAUUACUUCCUACAGUACAUCAGUUCCAGUGUAGAGAACUCUACAAACAGUGCAGAUGCAUCUAGCAACAAGUUUGUGUUUGGACAGAACAUGAGUGAGCGAGUGCUAAGUCCACCAAAAUCAAAUGAAGGUAGUACAGAGAGUAAUAAGGAGAAUGCUGCUACAGAGUCUGGGUCUGAAUCAUCUUCUCAGGAAGCCACACCAGAGAAAGCAAACAAUAUUUCAGAGUCCCUGGCAGAGUCUGCAGCAGCCUACACUAAAGCAACAGCAAGGAAGUGUUUGUUAGCAAAGGUCGAAGUGAUCACUGGGGAGGAAGCUGAAAGUAAUGUGUUACAGAUUCAGUGCAAGCUGUUUGUAUUUGAUAAAAACUCCCAGUCUUGGGUGGAAAGAGGUCGAGGACUUCUGAGACUCAAUGAUAUGGCCUCAACAGAUGAUGGAACAUUACAGUCUCGGCUGGUGAUGAGGACUCAGGGGAGUCUCAGGUUAAUCUUAAACACCAAGCUCUGGGCUCAGAUGCAGAUCGAUAAAGCCAGCGAGAAGAGCAUCCGGAUCACUGCCAUGGAUACAGAGGACCAGGGCGUUAAAGUUUUUCUUAUAUCAGCAAGCUCUAAAGACACAGGGCAGCUGUAUGCUGCAUUGCACCAUCGGAUCUUGGCCUUGCGGAGUAGAGUGGAACAAGAGCAAGAAGUGAAGAAUGUAGCACCUGAGCCAGAGGUAACGCAAUCAAACGAGGAAGACAGUGAUGAUGAUGUCAUUGCACCUUCAGGAUCAGUUGGAAGUGGUCCUAAUGAUGAAGGUGAUGGGCAGAAUGUUGGCAGCACAUAGCAGACGUGAGCCCCUCUGCUUGCAAGGCUGCUAUGAACACCAUCUUGCAGGCACCUCUGGAUCCCCCAGGCCAGCUGUUAUUUCAGGCAGUGUUGAAGGCUCCAGGACUUAAGAACUGUGCAUCCCUGUUCUGUUUGUUUGGUUUUUUGGUCUGGAUCAGUAGAUUCCACACAGAAAAAAGCAGACUUGGAAACUACCUGAAUGUGGUUUGGGACGUGAAAGCUCAUCAUAUUGAUGAGCCAAAAAGAAAACACAAAAUAAAAAACACAAAACAAAACCCGACAAAACCCCAAACAUUUCCCCUCUUCCUUGUAAUUGAAAUGGCACAUUACAGCUUGUCACAGCUUUUCAUUGGGACCUUUUGACUGUUUCUUCAGUAGUCCAUGUCUUGCAGGCCUCCGAGAUAGAACUUUCCGACACGGUUCCAACUCGAAUUCUGCUUUUGGAGCCCCUCCUCCCCCUUAGGAGUUUCUGCCACCUGCAGGGAAACUGUGUCCUCACCAGUUCACUGACUGCCCUUUUGGGUUCAUUCUCUUUUUGGACUGCAGAUGGGGCAGAUGAUGUUGUUUCCCCUUUUAAUUCCAGCGUAGGCUGUGGACACCGUUGUUCCCUGUCUAGUGGGUUUGUAAACAGAGAGAAACAAAACGUUGUGCUUCACCAGGAAAGGGUUUUUUUUUUUAACGCAGUAACAAGAGACUUCAGAGUCUGCAGGAUUUUGCUAAUUCCUUUUCUUUCUUCCCAUUUCAUUAUUAUUAUUUGGGGGUUUAUAUUGUGGUGAUACAUUUUUUUUUUUUUUUUUUAUUUUAGUUUUUCAAUAAGAUGCUCUCGUGUGUUGAGAAAGUGAAACUAUUGUUUUGUACUGUUCUUUUCUGUUCCUAUUUAAGGGAGAGCUAAGGCCACUAUAUAUAAUAGAUGUUGCAUACAAUUUUUUCUUAGGAAAUAAUAUGUUUCUGUGGCUACAGUGAAGUGGAGGAGGCAAACAGAUUACACCUUCAGGAAAGCUGAGGAGGAAACAGCAGUUUAGCCCUUGGAAGAAUCAACCAGGCUCAUGUAAUGAGCUCUGCCAGCCAUUCGAAUAAACCCGUACUCUGAAGCAGCUCUCGUAUAAUGGCUUGAUUCAACAAGCCAUGGAAGCACUUGCCUGAUUUACCUACAUGUGAAUAAUCUUCCUGAAGUCAAUGCAACUAUUCAUGCUUAAAGUUGAGUACAUUUUUAAAUACCUUGCUGGAUUAACGGCCUUAAAUAGAAACUUCUAACCCUUCCUGUCCCCUGUUCUGUUUCCUGAAGUCUUGCAGCAUGAAGAAAAAGGUAAUAUUGCCAGCUUUGAAUAGUUUGGGCUGAAGGAUAUUGUAUUCUGUUCCACCAAAAUAAAAGCAAGAAUGUGUUUUCCUGUGUGUAAUUCUGCAGUACUCCUACUGUAACCGUAGCUCACUUUUUGCUUUGGAUGUUUUCUAACCAGUUGGGCCGUCUGUGUGAAAGUUGAGCUUUAUUUUGUUAUUAAACCAUAAGGUAUAUUCUUGUCCAGCAAAGUUGGAAUUUGGUACUCACUAAAAACAGUGACCACGUCACUUAGAGCAAUUUGGGCUAUUUAUAGGUUAUUUCCAUUAUAAAUAGUUUACUGGUAGAUAAUUUCUCACUCGCUCCUUCUGUAGGUUGAGAUUGAAAAUGCACCAUUUAAAUGAAAAUGAAAGAGGAAGGAGCAUUUAAUGUAGCAUGCCUUGAAAAAGAAAGGCAGGUUGUAGCAGAAAAGCAACUUUGAAAUUAUCCAAAUAGGAAAACAGUCCUUUCUGCCUCUAUUUUAAUGCAACACCCUUUUCUUCACUGGGAGUCAAGGUCAUGUUUCUGCCUGUUACCUGUUGUUAACUGUUGCUGGAGACUUCAGCUGUUGGGGCAGGGGGGUGCUUUGUUUUUCCUGAUUGAAGGAACAUCUUGGAUUACUGUGGGGUGAAAAGGGCCGAUGAUGAGCUGUGCCACUGCACUGGGGGGUUCUCUGCAUUGUCUGCUCAUGCCUUUUUGCAUAACUGUGUUGUUUCCUCCUUAGAGUUCCGGGGUUUGUUAACCAUGCACAAAGCUGUUGAUGCACCCCAUCUCCUGCAGCUCACCACCAGAAGCAGAGCAUGGUUUUUAAUACCCACACAAUUGUGUCUGUAUCACAAGGGCUGGGGAACUUCUGUAUUUUCAAAUAAGUGAUCUGCAUAGUGGGUCUUGGAUCUUCUUACACCCUGAUGCUCAGAUUUAAACUGCUCUCUUCAAACAACCUGACACCAUAAAGCUGCUUGGUGGCAGCAUAAAGAAAAUUAGAAGGUGUCUUGGUUAGCAGAGCCUAGCUGUGGGGGAAUGGGUGUUAUUUCCUGAUCCCAAACUAUGCAGAGUCCCACUUUGAGGUGCUUUACCUAAACUGAAAGUGAUGGUGCAUGAAGACUCAGAAGGUGGCAGUAAGCAUAUCUUGCCUGAUGGCGUUUGGUGGUGGUACACAGUCACCUACAGCAUGUUUACACUAUGUUUAUAGUGAAGAGGGAAAUAUUACUGUGAACCACAACCAAAACUGCUAUGGAUUUUGUUCAAGAUGUAGUUAGGCCAUACCAAAACUCUUCCUUCAAUCUCUGCCUUAAGGCUUAUUAAACUGGUGACAGGUAAAACCAGAUCCUGCCCCAGUGUUCCUAAAGAUUGAUGUAACACUGUCAUAUCAAACUGCAUUAAAACUUGGAUCAGAAAAUGAGCAAACCAA
Messenger RNA from Strigops habroptila (Kakapo), 4344 nucleotides. RefSeq names its product RAN binding protein 3 (gene RANBP3). Gene Ontology annotation, molecular function: GTPase activator activity. NCBI's taxonomy places the organism in Eukaryota, Metazoa, Chordata, Aves, Psittaciformes, Psittacidae. The record is from RefSeq and is a predicted model, not a curated record. The transcript has 17 exons. The coding region runs from base 60 to 1616 and encodes 518 amino acids. Gene Ontology annotation, biological process: protein export from nucleus. Gene Ontology annotation, cellular component: cytoplasm; nuclear pore.